GCUCCGUCCAUCACCUACAGGCUGCUUCAUCUCGAUAAUUUGGAUUCUCCCAGUCGUCUAUUCCAUUUCCAGCCCUCCCGUCUCGACACAAGCCUCCGGUGUGAUUAACCGAAUCCUUGCCUGGCCUGAUUGAUCCUGUGUUUUUGCCGGAGACGCCACCAGCCUUUUCGCUGAGACGCGGCACAAGCGUUGCCGGAGACUUUGGCCCUAGCUUAACGAACAACCCAGACACGCCCAAAAAACUCAUCGAGCGUGAAACUAGAGAUACAUGCAACCCUCGGGUGACUCCCUGGCCCUCUCGACGGCCACGGCCUGUGCUUGACAAUUACCCCUGUCUUCUGCUGGCACAACCAGCUCGUUGCUUCGAGGCCAUUGCCUGCGGGUCCCCAGUUUCGGCUUCGAACCAUCGCUCGCCUUCAAACCUGUGGUCCACCGCCGCCAGACCCGUCCCUGCUCGAGCCAAAUGACCAGAUAGAGUUUGGCCGGACACACCAGGCAUCAAUUCCAAGAGCGCAGGGUCGAACGAGCACAUCAAUAAUGCACCGUCAUGCGCUUAGCUCACUUGCACAUCCCGGGCCUGAUCCCUUACAGCCACUCACUACGUCUACAAACGGCGAUUCUGGAAAGACAUUUCCAACACAAGGAUUGGCUGCGCGCGGUCACGAGAGAUGACGCAGCGGCGAAAGGAGGAAGACGAGGCGAGGCCACGAGUAGUGCGCAUCCACCGGCGCUCGACGACACGGCCAAGGGCUCUGGGAGGCAGUCGUUGCAAAGUGUCAUUGACCGACCACCUGCGGAUGCUGCCACUGCCGCUGCUGAUGAGAAUGAUGACGCAGCAGCGGCACGCACCUCGUUGAGGCGCAACACCUCGAGGCCACGGCACGAUCGACCAGACUCCUCUUUGCUUGGCGCCGGAAAUGGAAGUUGCACUACAAGGCAUACGACGACCGCCUCGCACGACAAUGCAAGCUCCCGGCUGCCACCUCUCGACGUCAGCUCCUCCUCCUCCUCCUCCUGGCAUACACCGUCACACGUCCAGACACCCCCAGAUCCUGUCCUCCUGACUUUCAGCACCCCUCCAACGUACACGGUCGGACGCCGGCACCUGCUCGCCAACCCAAUCUCCGCGGACCAGCAGGCUUUCCUUUCUGCCAAUGGCCUGGCAACUUUCCAUGCCUCCCCCCGCGGUGGCCUCCUCACGUACCACGCACCCGGCCAGUUGACCGGGUACGUGAUCGUCGACCUGCGGAGGUUUGGCAUCACCGCGAGAUGCUGGGUGAAGCUGCUGGAGGAGAGUGUCAUGCGCACCUGCGGGCGCUGGGGGGUCCGGACUGGCAGGACGGACGAUCCGGGGGUGUGGGUGGUGCUGGAUGCCGGCCGAGCCGCAGACGAGGAAAGUGGUAGGCGAGACAGCGCAUCCACGCCGGCCACGGGAGCACCGUCGUCCCCAGCGGCAAGCGAUCGGAAAAUCUGUGCGAUCGGUGUCCAGGUCUCGCGUGGCGUUACCUCCCACGGAGUAGGGUUGAACGUAUAUGACGCACCGCUUCCCUCGGCGCCUCCGUCGUCGUCUGCCUUGCCCUCAUCAGCCCUCUCAUCGUCACCCGGCGCAGCCUCUCCCUCACCAUGGCCUUCUCCUUCUGCUACCGUGCCCUCGUCAGGACGAGGAAUCUAUGACUUCAUCCCCGCGCAAGUAUCCUCGCCGUCCUACGACCCUGCUACGCGAGGUUAUUUGUCAUGGGGCUUCAGCCGCAUCGUCGCCUGCGGACUGGAAGGGAAGAGCGUGACCUGGCUGACGAGGGAGAUGUCAUGCUCGCAUCCACUCUCACCCUCGACCUCGGCCCAAACAGCAGAGAGAACCUCACCUCUGCUUUCCACCGCCAAACCCCCAGAAAGAGGAGGACCGCGCGCCCAAGACGAUCCAACCAGCCCGCCAGCCACCGAGACGAUCUCGACGCAAUCCGUCGCCGACGUCUUUGCGCGCGAGAUCGUCCACGGACUGAACACCAUGAAGGCCGAGGGCAAAGAGACCGUGGAUGGCGUGUACAGGAUACAAGAGCCGGAUAUUCUUUGAACUGGCUGGUGAAAAUGGGUCCAAAAAGGGCAGAUAGAUGGUCUGCAGCCCCCGUCCGUCCUUGACCUCCCCAGCCCCGGACACACCAAUGAGACCAACCACAUUGCAGCGUCGACCCCGAGACGAUGGCGUUUGCUAGCACAGGCUAACAGCCAGAGGCGCUUGUCUUUCCCUCCGUGGCAUCUUCCAUAGAAUAGAGAUGGCCGUACGCGUCAGAGAUCGGUCAAGGACAACGACGGUGAUGGCGCCACCACUACGCCAGCUGGACAAUCAAUCUUACGUUACGUCGUGCGAGCCCGGCUGUGUCAAUCCUGAAGUUCAAGCCGAGCGUGUCCUCCGUAGACACCCAGGUAUACGCUCCCUUUUCGCGCAAUCGGAGUGUAAGACAUUAUUUCAUUGCCGUUAAAGAAAGAAAAAAGCAGAACACAAAGCAAAAGAUUCGAGGAUCAAAAGGGGAUGCCCUUUCACAAACACUCGGGCGCUUGCAAGCGCCAAAUCAGACCCCCACUUUGUCUCUGCUCGCCUCGCCUCGCCUUGCCUUGCCUUUCCUGCGCCUUGGGCCUAUGCUCACAGCCGCAGCCUUGUGGCAACGGUCCCGUUGGGUUUUCUUGUCGAGUCUGUUUUCUCUUUUUUCUCCCGUUGUUGUUCUUGCUCGUAAAGACUUUGAACCGAUCCACCGGGCUCGAAAGGACAGCUCGGCUCUCCCCACCUCCUGGUUCUAUCAGGACCGGAUUCGUGAUUAGUUAUACAGCGGUAAUGACAGUCGUGACGGUUUGGUGUCAUACAGGAAUGAAAAAGGAUAUGAAAACGACUGCCAUGCUUCAGUAAAGACCGGUGGAUUUCUCCCCCCAUAUUGCUGUG
This is a messenger RNA of Cladophialophora immunda, 2932 nucleotides long. RefSeq lists its product as uncharacterized. Gene Ontology annotation, cellular component: mitochondrion. Gene Ontology annotation, molecular function: lipoyl(octanoyl) transferase activity. The record is from RefSeq and is a predicted model, not a curated record. NCBI's taxonomy places the organism in Eukaryota, Fungi, Ascomycota, Eurotiomycetes, Chaetothyriales, Herpotrichiellaceae. The coding region runs from base 548 to 2071 and encodes 507 amino acids. Gene Ontology annotation, biological process: protein lipoylation. The transcript has a single exon.